ACUUCUAAAAACAAAAACAAAACAAACAAACAAACAAAACUGUUACCUUCAACUUACUAAAAAUGUCUGUUUUCAAUGCCAAAGUGACUUCAACUGAGCCUCUCUCUAAGGAAGAAGCUCGAUGGAUCAAACUCUCCAAAAUCACAUAUCGCGACCCAACAGGCACAUCCCGAACAUGGGAAUCAGCCGAACGCCUCACCCGUCCUAAAACCGCCGACAUCGACGGCGUAGGCAUAGUAGCAAUCCUCCCCCUCCCCACCGGCCCCGAACUCAUCCUCCAAAAACAAUACCGCCCUCCAAUCAACGCCGUAACAAUCGAAGUACCAGCCGGAUUGAUCGACGACGGCGAAACACCCGAAGAAUGCGCCAUCCGCGAACUCCGCGAGGAAACAGGCUACGUCGGCGUCGCUACUGAGACUUCGCCCAUGAUGUUUAACGACCCGGGGUUUUGUAACACGAACUUGAAGAUGGUGCAUGUUAGUGUCGACAUGGAGCUGCCGGAAAAUAAGGAUCUGAAGCCGGAAUUGGAGGAGGGCGAGUUCAUUGAGGUUUUUACGGUCAAGUUGACGGAUUUGUGGGGGAUGUGUGAGACGUGGGAGAGGGAGGGUUGUGCGAUUGAUGCGAGGGUUGGGACUUUGGCGGAGGGCAUUUUGUUGGCGCAGAGGUUUAAGCUGUAGAUGAGUCGACUGAAAGAUUAUAGAGGAUGAAAGAAAAGUUAAAAUUAGAAUCAGUUGGUUGCAGAUGUCUCUUCACGUCAGGAUGCCAGACUGAAAGCACAAGUACGUUCUCUAUCAUCCCCAAAUAUGUACA
Fusarium redolens is the source of this 810-nucleotide messenger RNA. RefSeq names its product NUDIX hydrolase domain-like protein. NCBI's taxonomy places the organism in Eukaryota, Fungi, Ascomycota, Sordariomycetes, Hypocreales, Nectriaceae. The transcript has 3 exons. Gene Ontology annotation, cellular component: cytosol; nucleus. Gene Ontology annotation, biological process: ribose phosphate metabolic process; nucleoside phosphate metabolic process. The record is from RefSeq and is a predicted model, not a curated record. Gene Ontology annotation, molecular function: ADP-ribose diphosphatase activity. Bases 63 to 677 code for a protein of 204 amino acids.